Messenger RNA from Cladocopium goreaui, 1236 nucleotides. The record is from the annotation of a GenBank genome assembly. NCBI's taxonomy places the organism in Eukaryota, Dinophyceae, Suessiales, Symbiodiniaceae.
AUGGAUGCAGAUGACUCAUACUGGAAUGAGUGGGAUUGGGAACCGAAUGACUGGUCUCCAUCCACUCAGGUUUACUGGCAGGAUGAUCCGUCAUGGUGGUCGUAUUGGCCCGAGGAGGAGACAGAGGACGUGCAGCCUGAUGAACAGUCAGCAGAUCCAGAAGAAGUUCAGCUGGUCGAGGCAUUCAACAUUGCUUCUGAAGCCAUUCGAGCGCUCAAAGAUGCGAGGGAAGCCGUUCGACGCAUCCGGCAGUCCCGGGUCACUAUGCUCCUGAGUCGAACAGUGGCAAGGGCAUGGUUCCAGUGGUGGCACCGAGCAUCUCCAUGCCUCAUCGAUGCAGGCGUCAUUGGAUGGGACAGGCGUGCGCCGGUGGAGGUGUGCCGUGGCCUUGUCAAGGUUCAUGGCUUUGGAGCCAGCUCCUAUCACUGGCGCUACCAGGUGAACGGAAAAAUCCCCAGCACUUUCAGAGAUGACCCAGCACCGUUUUUAGAGGGAGUGGCCACUUUGGCGGAGCAGGGCUAUCGCGUCUAUUCCAUGUGCCUGCUGGGAUAUGGAUGGAGUGACCGGGCCGUGCUCCAAUACUCCGGUGAGGUCUGGGCCGCACAGAUCAACGACUUCUUGAAGCAAGUGGCUGGUGAUCGACCAACGGUCUUGGUGGGCAACAGCAUCGGCGCCUUCGCCACGUUGCUGGCGGCGUCCACGGCUCCGUCGACGGCCUGCGCGGGGCUGGUGCUGCUGAACGCGGCCGGACGCUUCGAGGAGAGGCAACCGGGUGAGGCACCGGCCAGGAAGCAGGCGGGUGACCUGGUAGCUGAAGCGGAAGAACAGGCGGAGCCUGGGCCGAUCCAAUGGGCCUUGCAGCAGGUGCGCCGUGCGCUGGCCUCCUGGGCCUUUUACACCACGAAGCUUCGGAUCGAACCCAUCCUGCAGUGGGUCUACGUCAACGAACAGCAGGUCGAUGCGGACUUGGUGACCUCCAUCCGAAUGCCGGCAGAACAUCCACAGGCACUCGAUGCCUUUGCCGAGGUGAUUCAAGCCGGCCGCAGGACGCAGGUGAGUGUUUUUGAAGCACUGGAUGCUCUACCCAGUUCGCUGCCAGUACUGCUGAUUUGGGGCAUGCAAGAUCCAUGGCCGGCCCGUGAUGUGUUUGGGGUUUUCGGGCGGGCGAUCAUCGAAUCCCCGUUGGACUUGAAAUCAUCUGCCAGUUGUGCUGGGCAUCGUCCCAUUUCACCUUGA